This is a messenger RNA of Cryptococcus deneoformans JEC21, 2254 nucleotides long. RefSeq lists its product as hypothetical. Gene Ontology annotation, cellular component: cytoplasm; nucleus. The record is from RefSeq and is a predicted model, not a curated record. Lineage: Eukaryota; Fungi; Basidiomycota; Tremellomycetes; Tremellales; Cryptococcaceae. The coding region runs from base 92 to 2035 and encodes 647 amino acids. Gene Ontology annotation, molecular function: protein binding; tRNA-specific adenosine-34 deaminase activity. The transcript has 5 exons.
GAAAACUAAUCUGGACAACGCUGCAAAAAGACCCCCAGCACCACCCCAGCCACCCGUAUUCCCCCACUAAAACGUCGCCCCAGAAGAAUUCAUGCACAAAAAUGAGACAACCAGCCAUCCACCGCCAGAAACUACUAGCAGUACUAUCCACCAGGCCCUCCCUCCAGACAGCCUGCAAGACCACCCCGAUACCCACCCUGUGAACCCCCUUGGUCUCUUCAUCCGCCCGCAUCCAACGCGCGGCAAUGGUCUCUUUUCGCCCCGCCCGAUUCCAGCGGGCACUGUCGUCGAAGAGUCUCCCGUCCUAGUCCUUACCAAGGAGCAAUGGGAACAAGGCCAGAUGGACGGGACAAUUUUGGGAGAAUACGGGUUUUGCUGGAGUGCAGGCGGGAUGGCUAUUGGACUUGGAUUAGCUUCACUGUUCAACCAUUCUUCCAGACCCAACGUCAACUUUAUCCGUUCCCCUUCCACAAAAACGAUACGAUUUGUGACUGCCAAGCACAUAUCACCAGGAGAGGAGCUCUGCAUUUGCUAUACAGCCGAUGAGUCCAAGCUUUGGUUUACUCCCGCGAGAGGAGAGGAAGAGGACGAGGUGCUGGGCGGGGAGAGCGAGGGUGAAGGCGACGGGUUACCUGACGACGUCGAUGGGCUGGUGGAGGAUGUGCAACAAGCAAAAUUGAAUUCCUCGGAACCAACACUUCAAGCUCCUCGUCCUGUACACAUUUCUUCUUUACCUUCUUACCCAUCUUCCUCGUCAUCUUCUCCUGCACCUCAACAUACAAUUCCUCCCUCGUCUCUCCCUGCCCCUUUACAUUCGUCCGGGCACAAAGCGUCGGGCCAACGUCACCUUUCGAAGCAUCGACAACCGGCUACUCUGGUUGACGAUCUUGCUUGGCAGGAAGACGAAUGGAAAGAUGAAAAGGGAAGGGAUCAUGUGGGUGAGGGAAAAAAGGCGGGAGAGGAUUGGGGCGAGGUUAUUCGAGUGAAGGGCCCCGCAGAGCGAGAGAAUGACGGGAAUGACAGAGAGUUGAUGCAAGUCUGGAUAUUAGAAUUUUCAGACGCCAAGUUGACAAAGACGGCUCUAAAUUUUUCCAAAGAGAUUUGGCCCAACGACGUCAAUGAACGGUUACGACACCUCAAGAGAGUCUGUAGGCGUAACGAAGAUGGCAAAGAAAUAUGCAGAAUAGCGCUCUGCCCUCUUGACGAACACUCUGCCGAUUCCCUCUCUAGUCUCAUGACCGCUUUCUCCCCUCUUCUUUCGUCUCUUACGCCUAAAUCUUGGUCUGUCCCAUCUUCGGGUGCUCGCACUCAAGAGCAACUCAAGUGGAAGCACCACAUUUGGCCUGUAUCCUUUUCUCCAGCUCCCAUAAUUCCCGCCGAUUCGUCCUCGUGGCCAAUCUCCCGUAAGGCUUGGGUUGCAGCAGGUAUCAAGCGAGUCUUGAAACUUGCAGUCAAUGCAAAACAGAAAAGCGAGCUUCCAGUGGCCACUUUUUGUACGUCUGCACCCCCCUGUUUUUGGCCGACAAUGGAUGGUUUCAUCCCGCCUACCCUCAACCUCCGGGCUUCAUCCUGUGAUACUCGAAUUUCUGAAUCUCAUCCCUUGCGGCAUGCCACUCUCAAUUGUGUUGCCUCCAUUGCUCACCUUCGCACUGUGCCACCUUUUACAGAUGUUCCCCCUACAAGGAACGGCGCGGAUUACCUGCUGACAAGUCUGAGCUUAUUUAUCAGCCAUGAACCUUGUGUAAUGUGUGCAAUGGCAUUAUUACAUUCUAGAGUUCGAGAAGUUUUUUAUGUUUUCCCCAGGAAAAAAGGGGGAGGUUUUGAAUAUAACGAGGGUAAUGAAUAUGGGGAGGGGUCCCCAGUGCAUCAACAUGAUGAAGGAGCAGGUACACGAGAGGAUAUAAGUGGACAAGGAGGAUUUGGGAUCCACGCCAGGAGGGAUCUCAACCAUAGAUUUGAGGUCUGGAAAUGGAAUGGGCAUGUCGAUGAGGAUGUCAGGAAAGAGCUAGAGAUUGACGAGAACCUCCAACUGUAGUCUGUUUUGCUUGCGUGGUCAAGAGGGAGAAAGGGAAGGGACUUGCUCCAGUCUCGUUCCUCAAGACUUCUGGUGAUGUUCAGUUGUCUUUUGGAAAGCAUCGAGUACCCAUCAUUCCUUUAUGUAGCUGUCUUUCGUCUCCCGUCCAUCUGCUUUUUGGUUGUUGGAGAGGUAUAUAAGGUACAUCAUAUGACACACACCAGGAUGCAUACAGAUAGA